AUGUCCGUCUCAACCAAGCAGGAGGAGGCUAUCAAGCGGAACCCGCACCCGGACUUCAACGGAGUCCAGGCCUCGCGGCCGGACUGGGACAAGGAGUCGCGCUUCCGGUACACGAAGACGGCGGACCCGUCGUGGACUCUCGGGUCCGGGGCCAACGCUACCCGCGCGCCGGACGCCGGCGACAGGAAGCACGUGUGCAUCGACCCGUACGAGGCGGGCCGCCCGGCGCCCUUCAACUACAAGCUGCUGAUCUCGGGGAUCGUGCCGCGGCCCAUCGGCUUCGUGUCGUCGCUAUCAGCCGACGGGAAGACGCGGAAUUUGGCCCCUUUUAGCUACUUCAACAUGGUCAACCACGACCCGCCGCUGUUCGUCGUGGGCAUCGCGUCCGGCCUCGCGACCCCGAAGGACACGCUCCGCAACCUGGUCGAGAGUCAGGAGUGCGUGGUUAAUAUUAUUGGCGAGGACUUCGUUGAGGCGGCUAACGCGACGAGCGUUGAUGCCCCGUACGAUGUGUCCGAGUGGGAUAUCAGCGGGCUGACGCCCGUGUUUGAUACUGUCGAUGUGAAGGCCCCGCGGGUGCGGGAGGCGGUGUUCAGCGUGGAGUGCAAGCUCGAGAGCGUCCGCGAGUUCGAGAGCAGGGCGACGCCGGGGAAGAAGAGCGGCUGCCUUGUCGUGCUUGAGGGCACGCGCUUCUGGGUGCGCGAGGACGCGCUGAAUGAGGAGCGCAAUUUGAUCGAUCCCGAGGUGCUGCGGCCGAUUAGUAGACUGGGAGGGAUCACGUACGGCCGCGUGACGGAGGCUAUGGAGAUUCUGAGGCCGAGCUUCGAGAAGGAUGUUGGUGGGAGGGAGGGCUAUGAGAAGUUGAAGAAGACGAAUGGGGACGGGUCUAAGUGA
Annulohypoxylon truncatum is the source of this 894-nucleotide messenger RNA. RefSeq lists its product as uncharacterized. The coding region runs from base 1 to 894 and encodes 297 amino acids. NCBI's taxonomy places the organism in Eukaryota, Fungi, Ascomycota, Sordariomycetes, Xylariales, Hypoxylaceae. The transcript has a single exon. Gene Ontology annotation, molecular function: FMN binding. The record is from RefSeq and is a predicted model, not a curated record.